Molecule: messenger RNA, 5084 nt
Organism: Caretta caretta (loggerhead turtle)
Lineage: Eukaryota; Metazoa; Chordata; Testudines; Cheloniidae
Gene: KCNJ15
Product: potassium inwardly rectifying channel subfamily J member 15
Biological process (GO): regulation of monoatomic ion transmembrane transport; potassium ion import across plasma membrane
Cellular component (GO): plasma membrane
Molecular function (GO): inward rectifier potassium channel activity
Source: RefSeq, a predicted model, not a curated record
UGAUUGUUAUGGUUCAGUGUGCUAAAAUAGUCCUGGUAUAAAUUCAUUUCAGAUGGGUUUCAGUCUCCUUUUUGCCAGAAGGAAGGGGAUCAUCAAUAAUGUUGACUUUUUUUUUUUUUGGGUCUCUUCUUUUUUUUUUUUUUUUCACAUGUGCAAAGCUUAUUUGUUUCGGCAAGAAGGCCUUUGAGGGACUUUGCUCAGUGUGGCUAAAGUUUCUUCAAAGAUUAACUGACAUUCUUUAAAAGUACAUCAGUUUCCUUUUAAGCAGGUAUUUGCUUACCACGUAACUGGGUUGUUGAGUGCUAUUGUAGUUAUAAAGUUUGCUGGGCUCAACUCUAGAUUUCCUUAAGACAUACUGCUGACAUCACCGAAUCUCCUCUCAGAUUCCUUUCCCUCUCUCUCCGGUUUCCUCCUUCAGGUAAUUCCAACUCAGACUCUUACCAACUUGUUUUUGACUGACAGUGAAUUAAGGAAGACUUUUUAGGGGAAUAGAGGAGGAGUGUUUAAAACAUACAUAUGUGCUGUACCUAAAGGAGACUCAUUCUUUUAUAAAGAGUUGUUUGACCUGUCAUGACAAUAACAUCUAGUAAGGAAUCUGAACAUUGAUCUUUCACAGAACUGAGGAACUGAAAAUGGGCACCACUCAAAUCAAUACAUCGAGUGCCCCACUCAUUAACAGUAUCAUCAGUGCUGACCUCAAGACACACAGACCCCGAGUGAUGUCCAAAAAUGGUCACAGCAAUGUGAGAAUUGACAAAGUAGAUGGUAUAUACCUGCUUUACCUUCAAGAUUUGUGGACAACGGUUAUAGACAUGAAGUGGAGAUACAAACUUACCCUGUUUGCUGCUACUUUUGUGAUGACCUGGUUCCUCUUUGGAGUUAUCUAUUAUGCCAUUGCAUUUCUUCAUGGAGAUUUAGAAAGGGAUCCUUUCCCCCCCAAACAUAUGCCUUGUGUCAAGGAAGUAAACUCACUAACGGGGGCAUUUCUCUUUUCUUUGGAGUCACAGACAACUAUUGGUUAUGGCUUCCGUUUCAUCACAGAGGAGUGCCCUCAUGCCAUAUUCCUCCUGGUUGCUCAGCUGGUCAUCACAACUUUGAUUGAGAUCUUUAUCACUGGUACCUUCUUGGCCAAAAUUGCAAGACCCAAAAAACGGGCUGAGACUAUUAAGUUCAGUCAUUGUGCUGUAAUUACCAAACACAAUGGAGAGCUUUGCCUUGUGAUCAGAGUGGCAAAUAUGAGGAAGAGCCUUCUGAUUCAGUGUCAGCUGUCUGGGAAGCUUCUUCAAACCUAUGAAACCAAAGAAGGGGAGAGAAUCCUGCUCAACCAAGCCAGUGUCAAAUUCCAUGUUGACUCCUCUUCAGAAAGUCCUUUUCUCAUUUUACCUUUAACCUUUUAUCAUAUAUUGGAUGAAAGUAGCCCUUUAAGAGAUCUCACACCCCAAAACCUAAAAGAAAAGGAUUUUGAACUGGUUGUCCUCUUGAAUGCCACAGUAGAAUCCACUAGUGCCGUCUGCCAAAGCAGAACUUCUUAUAUCCCAGAGGAGAUCCAUUGGGGUUAUGAGUUUGUACCUGUGGUUUCUCUCUCUCAAAAUGGUAAAUAUGUUGCUGAUUUUAGUCAGUUUGAGCAAAUCAGAAGAAGUGUAGACACUACUUUUUAUAGCAUGGACUCUGAAAAACAGAAACUAGAAGAGAGAUACAGACAGGAAGAUGAAAGAGAGAGAGGACUGAGAACAAUGUUGUUACAGCAAAGCAAUGUUUGAUUGUAUGAGCAAACUUUAACAUUAGUAAUGCCUAUUUACAAACUGAAACAAAAGCAUACAUUAUAUACUGUAUGGCUCUUAAGAAAAUGCAUCAGAGACCUCUUAAGCAAGUACCUUGGUAUAGAGUAAACCUGUCCUUUUGUCAAGUCAAGUUGUUAAUUGAGUAUUUGUUUUAAUUAGGUGGGAUUUCUUUGUUUAUCAUAAUGAUUUAACAGAGUUGGAUUUAUUUUGAGAAUCUGCCUUGUACCAACUGUCAGAUCAGACAUACUACUUUCCAUUUGGUAAGUGGCCUUCGAUACCAUGAGAAGAUUUCUUCACAUAGGUAUUUGCCAUGGUUUAAUUAUAACAGUGGGAUCUCAAAGCUAGCACACAAGUGCUUCCAGAAGGAAACAGGCUCCUUUAAAAUGUUUAUUUUCAAACCAGUGCUUUAUUUUCUUUAAGUGGUCUUAACUAAGUUAAUGUGAGAGAAGUGUGGUUCAAUCAAUGCAGACAUACUAUAGCUGGUAAAAAGAACAGGAGUACUUGUGGCACCUUAGAGACUAACAAAUUUAUUUGAGCAUAAGCUUUCCUGAGCUACAGCUCACUUCAUUGGAUGUAUGCAGUGGAAAGUACAGUGGGGAGAUUUUGAACUGGUUGUCCGCUUGAAUGCCACAGUAGAAUCCACUAGUGCCGUCUGCUAAAGCAGAACUUCUUAUAUCCCAGAGGAGAGCCGAUGAAGUGGGCUGUAGCUCACGAAAGCUUAUGCUCAAAUAAAUUGGUUAGUCUCUAAGGUGCCACAAGUCCUCCUGUUGUUUUUGUGGAUACAGACUAACACGGCUGCUACUCUGAAACCUAUAGCUGGUAAACACAUUCUUUUAUCCUGAGAGAGAGAAAAUGACUUGUACACUAAUAGCCCGCUGGGCUUUGUUAAAAGGGUUUUCUCAGCUCCAUUAGGGACCAUUAGUUUCUUGAACACUCAUUUGUUUUUUUACCAUGUUAAUGGCAGGCUUGUAUAUAAUAUCUAGGGAGAGAGCUGAGGGCAGUUAACACUGAAUCAAAACAGUAAUUAACUGAGUUAAAACUGGCUUUGCCAAGACUUUUUGUUUUCAUAAAGUGUAAAUCAUUUCUACUAGCAGCCUAACAAUACAUUUCUGAAGGUUGCUUGUUUUGCCAUGGGCCAUAUUUAAUUUUUGUUAAAUGAAAUCUUGAUGACAUCUGUAGCCAAUAUUUACUGUUUCUGCCCACUUUAAUGGACAAACAUUCCUUUGAUCCAUUUCAGUUUCGGUCUAUUAAACCACUCUAUUAAUAAAGGAAUGUAAUUUGAACAAUUGCUGAUUUCUUUGUGGUGCAGUCAGAGGGUGUGGUAGUUAGGAUAUGCUUGGCAUAUUCAUUUACAUAUAGCAAAAGCAAAGCUUACAGAUUGACUCACUUUAACUAGACAGGGAAUUGGGAGAAACCAGUGGUGAAUGGGAAACAUACUUCUGCACGAAGAACAGCUGUCCGAUACAAUUUAGAAAUGAGUUUCCUUUCAGCCCCAGGUGUGCUUUUGCCAGUGGCAGUAGUGAACUCCAGAGGCCCUGAUCUGGCAAACCUGGUACAUAGAUAAGUGCCUGUUUACCUGAGUGUGAGCUUUGGGUGUGUCAUGUAUGCAGGCUGGGCCUAGGUCUGGGAAGCACUGGGUUCUGCCAUUAAGGUAAAUCAUUUUCGAGUUCCCUUCCAGCCCUACAUUUCUAUGAUUUUAUGCCAAGAAAAAUGUUAGCUCACUUGCACUUGACCAGAAUUAGAGCUGUGCAAACCCUAAAGGAUAUGCUCUAGCUGAACUACAAGUCACUAGGCUAGAUGCAGAUAUCACUGGGUGCAAUGCCGUGGCCUGUAUUACACAGGAGGUCAGACUAGAUGAUUAUAAUAGUCCAGUCUGUCCUUAAACUCUGUUAAUCUACUUGUACCAAAUAAUAGUAGAAAGUUAGCCCUCUUUUCUCCUGCUCAUUAAUUAGCUUUGAGUAGACUUUGAUUUUGAAAAUGUGUUAAGGAUUUGAAACUGUACAACCCAUGAACAAAUAUGAAGAAAUUUCAGCUUAUGGGCUGUUUAUGAACUAUUUGCUUCAUCAAUGUCUUCAGCUCCUCAUUACUAGUUUUUCAUGAUGUUAAGUGACUCAAGUCACAUGGGCUACCUUCCGCUACUUCCCUGGGUAUCUUAGAGACAGGAAAAAAGAACUUAAAGAGAUUUUGAGAUGGCCUCGAACACUUAUAGUGGGAUCCAAAAGGUACUUAAGUGCCUAAACCCCGGACUUAGGCACCUAAGUCUCAGGGUUAGGUGCCAAAAUCCCAGUUUUUGCUCCAUUCUGAUCCACAAAACUCCUGCCAAGCCCUGAAGGUGCUAAACUUGCUUGGCACCAAAGUUUUCAGGGUAGAAGUUCCUUAGGUGCCUAUGUUACUGCCUCUGAGCACAAACACCAUUGCCUCACCUUAGGUGUCUGGAAUCUGGAUGUCUAUUCCUCACCUACGCCCCAGAGUGAAUCACAAACUGGGAGAGGAUAGGCAUUCAGUUGCCUACCUCAUGUGCAGGGCCCAAUCUGACAGGCAGCCUCAGAGCAUGUCUACUGGAUCGGGUUCCAUUGGUCUCUCUAGCCCAAUAACUAUUUAAUGAUUUAUCUACAGUGAAAAAGUCCUUGGGCUAGAGAGAAAGAACGACUCCAUAGCCUGGUGGUUAGGGCACGCUUCUGGGGUGUGGGAGAACGGGGAGUCAGUCCUCCUGCUCUGAUCACUCUUUCAUUAUUUAUCCCAGUGGAACAGCUUCAACAGCAGAAGCCCCACGUCAGAAUAUCCCAUAUCUCAUGCUUAGAGCACCCUCCUAAGAGGUGGGAGAUCCCUGUUCAAAUUGUUUCCCCCCUCUGGAAGAGAGGGAGGAAUUAAACCUAGAUCUCCCACAUCCCAGGUGAGGGCUCUAACCACUGGGUUAAAGGUUAUAAGGUGGGUGGCACCACCACUACCUCCUCCUCCAGCCAUUUUGUGUGGAGGCAGGUACCUAACUCAUUCCUGCAAGAAAUGCCUUAGCCACCUAAGCUGCCUGACCCCAAAGGGUGGGUUCCUGUUUGUGAAUUGCUGCGUAGAGCUAGAUGCCUGUCUCCGAGAGAGGAGACGUGCUUAGCACACACUCCUCUGAUCGGUGUCUCCCAUUGCCCAGCUUAGGCGGCUCCCUGCCUAACACUGGUGGCUUUUGUGGAUUCCAUUGUAAAGUGCCUGUCUCUCUCCAUUUAUUGUAUAGGGAGCCUAGGCACCUAACUCAGCUUCGUUGUUCCUGUGAUUUUUUCUAAGCAUCUAAAAGUUAGGCACCAUGAUGCUCAG